Messenger RNA from Selaginella moellendorffii, 1562 nucleotides. Its product is annotated as flavonoid 3'-monooxygenase. The record is from RefSeq and is a predicted model, not a curated record. Gene Ontology annotation, molecular function: oxidoreductase activity, acting on paired donors, with incorporation or reduction of molecular oxygen; heme binding; monooxygenase activity. Bases 58 to 1542 code for a protein of 494 amino acids. NCBI's taxonomy places the organism in Eukaryota, Viridiplantae, Streptophyta, Lycopodiopsida, Selaginellales, Selaginellaceae. The transcript is spliced from 2 exons.
GCCAAGCUUGAGCUAAGAGCUUGGCUUGUGGUAUUGACAAACAAUUACCAAUCCAAAAUGUUUUGGGCAGUGGUGCUCCUCCUUCUCACAGCUCUCAUUUUCAAGCAAUGGCUCUCCAGCAAAUCACUAAAUCUCCCGCCAGGUCCCAGAGGAUUACCACUCAUCGGCCACUUCCAUCUCCUGGGCAGGCUCCCACACAUCUCACUCCAGCAGCUCUCCAAGAAGUUUGGACCCCUCCUUCACUUACGCCUGGGAUCCGUCCCCUUGGUUGUAGUUUCCAGUCCAGCCAUGGCCAAAGCAUUUCUCAAGACCCACGACACGGAAUUCGCCUACAGGCCUCGCAACAACGUGGUUUCCAUAGUCACGGAUUACAAAACCAUAACUUUCGCUCAUGGAGACUACUGGAAGAAGCUGAGAAAGCUUUGCACCACUGAGCUCUUCACGGCCACGAGGGUCAGUAUGAACACGCAGAUCAUCCGGGACGAGCUGUGGGAGCUCAGUCGCGAGCUCUUGAGAGCUUCUGAGGCUGGCCAGGUUGUGGGAGUGAGAUCACACUUGAAGGUUCUGAACUUCAACAUCAUGACUCGCAUCCUUAUGAAGAAGAGCUACUUUGGAGCCAAGGCCUCGGGGGAUCCUGCCAUUGCCAAGGAGGCAUUGGAUUUCAUGGAUAUGAUUGAUGAGAUCCUCGAGGUGGGAGCGUCAUUCUCGAUCACUGACUAUUUCCCCUACUUGAGCUGGCUCGACUUGGUUGCUGGCCGUGCAAGGGUGGCUGGGCAUAAGAUGAAUGGUUUCUUGCAGAAGGUUUUAGACGAGCAGCGUCCCGGUGAGGUUCCUGAUUUCGUGGAGAUCACAAGGUCUUGCCUUGGAAACAAUGCGUUCAAUCUCAAAGCUUUGCUCUUGGAUCUACUUGUUGCUGGAUCUGAAACAUCAUCCACAGUGAGCGAGUGGGCUCUGGCAGAACUUCUUCACCACCCAGAUUGGAUUGUCAAAGCUCAACAAGAGAUCGAGAGUGUUGUGGGACGCAAACGCAUGGUCGAAGAGGCAGACAUAUCCAAGCUUGAGGUCGUAAAUGCCAUCAUCAAGGAAACAUUUCGUCUCCACCCUCCUCUUUCUUUGCUCUUACCACAUGCAUCAAUUGCAGCCCACAAGGUUGCUGGCUAUGACAUCCCCAAGAACACAAUGCUACUUGUGAAUGUCUAUGCGAUUGGAAGAGACCCCCAAGUUUGGAGUGAUCCUCUGGAGUUCCAGCCCCAGAGAUUCAUUGGCAGCAACAUGGGUGUCCACGGCCAAGACUUUGAGUUGCUUCCAUUUGGAUCUGGAAAGAGGUCUUGCCUGGGACUUCCUCUGGGUCUCAGGACCGUCCAACUUGUUCUUUCCAAUCUUCUUCAUGGUUUCGAGUGGGAUUUCUCAAGCAGUGAAAAAGAUCAGCCCAUGGGUGAAGUUAUGGGUUUUGUAAACUUCAUGGCACACGCUCUCAAAGCCAGGAUCAGGCCCAGACUCGAUGAAGAUGCUUACAGCACGCUCAAGUUGACUUUGAAAUAACAGUAACAUAUAUUAACAGA